Molecule: messenger RNA, 3908 nt
Organism: Entelurus aequoreus (snake pipefish)
Lineage: Eukaryota; Metazoa; Chordata; Actinopteri; Syngnathiformes; Syngnathidae
Product: collagen alpha-1(VII) chain-like
Exons: 58
Coding region: 614-3814 (1066 amino acids)
Molecular function (GO): serine-type endopeptidase inhibitor activity
Source: RefSeq, a predicted model, not a curated record
UCCUUCAGGUCUUCAGGGAAUAAAGGGUGGACAAGGAGACAAAGGAGAAAAGGGAAAUCCAGGUUUUGGGAUUCCAGGGCAGAGUGGACCAAAGGGAGAGAACGGAGAGAGAGGAAAUGUGGGUUUAUCUGGAAAACCAGGACCAAAGGGACAGGACGGCUUUAAAGGUGACAAGGGUGAUAUUGGGUCACUGGGAAAUCCUGGACAACCAGGAUUAAGAGGUAAAGAUGGGGAACAUGGACGUAAAGGAGAACAAGGGAUUAAGGGGGAACAAGGACCACACGGACAACCUGGUGACCGAGGAAUUAGGGGACCACUGGGAUUACCAGGACAACCAGGAGACCGAGGACAAAAAGGGGAUACUGGGAAUGCUGGUAUAACUGGGCGUGAUGGACAGAAAGGCGAGCCGGGAAAACCUGGACCUCCAGGAACACAAGCGACUGGAGACAGUAUUCUGACCCGAGUGAUUCAGGGCGAGCCGGGACAUCCAGGUUCAAGAGGAGAAAUAGGCCUACCUGGACCAAGGGGUCCAGAGGGUAAACCCGGACUCCCAGGAUCCUCUCUGGGUAGUUCAGGAAGAGAUGGACUUGACGGUUCACCAGGAGAACCAGGCAUGAAGGGUCAAACGGGCGAGAUUGGUGUGAAAGGAGAAAGAGGCGAGCAGGGUCGUAUUGGAAUUGCAGGAAUGCCUGGAUUACCAGGAACUCCAGGAAGAGCUGGCAUUGAUGGGAAGCGAGGACUGCCGGGAAAAGAUGGAGAGAGAGGACUAAAAGGAGAAGAAGGCAAACAGGGCGACAAAGGGGACACAGGCUCAAAUGGAAAAGAUGGCAGUAAAGGAGAGCCAGGAGCACCUGGGUUGCCUGGCAAGCAGAUGCUCGUCACUGCAGAGGGCGCCACCAUCGACGAAAUCCGACGAGCCUUUCCCGUCCCCGUGGGUCCUCCAGGGGCCACUGGCUCUCCCGGAAUGAAGGGGGAUAAAGGAGAAGGAGGCACAAAAGGAGAAAAGGGUGAUGCUGGAAACCCUGGAAAAUCCCUUGAGAUGAAGGAUAUCGAAGUAAUGUUUGAAGCUUAUGGCAUCAAGCUGCCUUUGCUAAAGCUUUUGAUCGAGAGGCUGCUACAAGGCAGCAUGGACGAGCUCCUUCACGCACUUGGAGGCUCCAGGCAAACCAAGACAACCACAGAAUCGCAAACGUCCAACGCCAUCACGGAGUACACAAGUUCCGUGAAGUCUGACCUUUCCAGUCAGCCGCUGGUGGAACUGCACACCAUGGAGGGUUUUGAGUUGGAACGUCCUACAAAGGAUUCCUGGAAUGAUACUGUAGAGGCUCCAACAAUAUGGACCAUGGAGCCGCCCAAAGAACAGGCGGAGGAGCGUAAUGCAACACUAAAGACGAUGAAUCAAACGUUGUUACUCAACGACCCAGGAAGUGUUGUCCCUGUUCAGGUGAACUCCGGGAGGAAAAGCAAAGGACACAAGAGACGGGGAAAGGGCAAAGGAAAUAAAAGACGACAUAAGAGGCAGAGACAUCGCCCGACAAGCGAAGAGCCGGAACAGGAGGAAGAGGACAUUUACGAUGGCGAAGAUUACGACCAAGAGGAGGAGGAUGAAGGGUCACGGCCAACUCCUCCGCUCAGCACACAAGGAGCAGACAAGGUACCUGCAUCCCAAUUGAGGGUGAAGAGGAGCCCACCCUGGCCUGACUCCAUGACAGAUUUAAGAAUCAACACAAGAGGAGGGAGGCGGCGACACGUUGACAUGGAGGAGGAAGAGCGUCCAGUUGAAGAUGAUUAUAAAGGAGUGGGCCCUGGGCCUGAUGAGGAGGAGGAGGAGGUGUCAAGUGGGGACUGGGGUACACAGGAGGAAGAUGUAGACCGAGAGGGGGAUGAAGAGGAGGGUGACGUGGAGAGACAGGACCAGUGGGAGAGGAGGAAUGGGGAGGAAGAUCUCGGACAGCCUUACCCCCCUGAGUAUUCACACCUGAAGGGGCAUCCAGGGGAGGAGGGAAAACAAGGUUCAAAGGGGGACAUUGGCGAAAAAGGGCAAAAGGGAGAGCCAGGCAUCGGCCACCGAGGGCCUGAGGGCCAAGCUGGUCUGCCCGGCAACAAGGGGGAACCAGGGGAGAUGGGGCCGCCUGGUGCUCAGGGCAUCCAGGGCAUCCGCGGUAGCCCCGGGAUUCAGGGUCUCCCGGGCAUUAAAGGCCCACCAGGGGACCCCGGAGAGCCAGGCAGAGAAGGGGAGCGAGGCAGACGGGGGAAAAACGGGGUGCCGGGAGCCCCUGGACUUACAGGAGCAGUAGGACCUGACGGGCCUCCUGGCAUGGCUGGGGUAAAAGGAGAGAAGGGUGACAGUGUUAUUGGAGAGCCAGGACCUCAGGGUUUGACUGGCUUCCCUGGAAAAAAGGGUGGCUCGGGCUCCCCAGGUGUGUCGGGGGCUCCAGGAAACAUAGGUCUUAAGGGCAUGAGUGGCUACAAAGGUGCAAAGGGAGAAAGCGGCUUGCCAGGAGUCAGAGGAGAGCGGGGGAGUGCGCUUCAAAUACAAGGACCUCGUGGGUUCAAAGGGGCCAAAGGAGACGCGGGUGAAAGAGGCUCUGCGGGUUUUGAUGGCGAUAAAGGAGAGAAGGGCGAGGAUGGGCCCCCUGGAGUCAAGGGCUUGAAGGGAGAUGCUGGUUUUAAGGGCAUGAUGGGACGUUUUGGACCUCGAGGACCAGUCGGCCAGAAGGGAGAUCCAGGAGAAGCAGGCAUCAAUGGAGUCAUGGGUCACAGCGGAGGCAAUGGAGUGAAUGGGACCAAAGGGGACAAAGGAGACACAGGGCUGCAAGGCCUGAGGGGUCAUCAGGGGGAUGCAGGAGACGUAGGAUCACCAGGAGAUAAAGGCGUGAAGGGAGACAAGGGAUUCCGGGGCUUCCCGGGACGGACUGGGAGUCCUGGCAGAAAUGGUGACAAGGGGGAUGGAGGGACACCUGGCACCCCCGGCAUACCUGGCCUGAAUGGACUGCCUGGACGGAAGGGCGACAAAGGCAACGCCGGUAUCGAUGGCGUUACUGGUGACCCAGGAGAAAAAGGAGUAAAGGGUGCCACAGGUUUCCCAGGCUUCCCUGGGUUCAAAGGGUCACCAGGCAAACCAGGAAAGGACGGCAGCCGAGGACCAUCAGGAACCCCUGGGCUCCAUGGGUUGGCAGGACCAAAGGGCGUGAGAGGCCGGAGAGGCAAAGUGCAGCCGUGUGAAAAAGGAGCGACGGGCAUGCCAGGACUGAGAGGACAGAGUGGAAUGCUGGGGAGUGGAGGUGUGAAGGGGGAGAAGGGAGAGCCUGGCCUCUCAGCUCAUGAAGUGAAGAACAUAGUCACUCAGGAGGUGGUGCACAAGUGUGCAGGUUUAGACUACAAGUUCAUGGUCCGGUCAGUUGACCCCGAUGGAAGAACCGCAGACAGUGACCACCUUAACGAAGAUGAAGACAACGUCGGGGAAGAGGAGGACAAGAUGGAGGUUCUGCUCUCAUCAAACAGCACUGAUCCCGUUAAAGGCGCCGCCUCCAGGACGAAAAGACGGGUUUUUGGAUCGCGGGCCUCUGGGUGGGAUCGCUGCCUGGAGCUCAUGAGCGAAGGCGCCUGCUCCGACUUCGCCCUCCUCUGGUACUUCCACGCCCACUCUGGCGAGUGCCGCCCCUUCGUGUACAGCGGCUGCGGCGGAAACGGGAACCGCUUCGCCUCCAGGCUGGAGUGUCACAGCCGGUGUGUGGCGGGAAGGUGGAGGCCGGGGGGAGAAGGGGAGAUAAUGGCGCCUCUCGACAAACAAAACAGGGCGUCCGACCUUUAAUAACGGGUCUAAUUGCAUUGUCACAGACGGCGGGGGCUUAGACAUGAGACAGGACACAAAACUGUACAGGAUUCUUAUUUAUACCAAUAUUGGC